CUUCUUCCUAUCUUUCUUCCCUCCUUUUCAGCAUAAUCGUCCGUAGCUUCAAAUAUCCAUGAAACCUCCAUAAGAUCUUCAACUUCCUCUGUGUUAUGGGCGGAGAAUCACAGAAAUGGAUCGUCCUGGUCGCCACCACGUGGAUUCAAGCAUUCACGGGAACCAACCUCGACUUCUCCUCCUAUUCCACCGAUUUGAAAUCGAUCCUCGGCGUAUCUCAGGUACAGCUCAACUACAUAGGCGUCGCUUCCGACAUGGGAAAGGCCUUCGGAUGGUGCUCCGGAGUUGCUCUAUUGCAUUUCCCCACCUGGAUUGUUUUGUUCGCCGCUGCUUUUAUGGGAUUCCUUGGCUACGGCCUUCAAUGGCUCCUCAUUGAAGGAAUUGUCUCCUUGCCCUACUCUACGGUUCUUCUGCUGUCUUUGCUGGCUGGUUGUAGCAUCUCCUGGUUCAACACAGUAUGUUAUGUUCUCUGCAUCAAAUACUUCCCAGAAAACAGGGGACUGGCUCUGUCCUUGAGCAUAAGCUACAAUGGUGUAAGUGCUGCCUUAUAUAACCUCAUUGCCAAUUCCAUUGAUCCCAGUGACAGCAAGCUCUACCUUCUCCUAAACGCCAUUGUCCCCCUUGUAACCUCUGUCGUCUCCCUUCCGCCAAUCUUCCAUCACUCACCUUCAGAAGUCACCCCACCAGACAACCCCCCUCACCGUGAUUCUGCCAUAUUUCUCAUCUUAACUUCACUGGCCACUAUUACAGGGCUUCAUCUCCUCAUGAAUUCAAAAUCAUCCACAGCAUCUACUGCCCGUAUGGCGUUGGCUGGGGCUAUAUUUAUGUUGGUGCUUCCCCUGGUAAUACUUGGGAUGAUCUAUUUAUGGGAAAUGCCGAGAAAAACCAUCAACCCUAGCUUCCAACAACUACAGGGUUCAGGUUUCACUUUGAUGGACAAUGAAGAUGAUGAAGAUGACAGCCAUUCGAGCUAUAAUGACACCUCGGACAGUGACUUAAUUGAGGAUGAUUUUUACAGGCAGCUAUGCAGAGAUGACGACUCGGUGGGGCUUGGAGAUGAUCACACGAUCUCCUUGCUGAUCCGCCAGUUCGACUUCUGGCUGUACUAUCUUGCAUAUUUCUGCGGAGGAACAAUAGGAUUAGUAUACAGUAACAACCUCGGCCAAAUAUCCGAGUCGCUUGGUUACAGCAAGUACACUAAUUCUCUCGUGGCACUCUAUUCUGCAAGCUCGUUCUUCGGUCGCCUGCUUUCUACUAUCCCAGACUUCUUGCAAGACAAGGUGUACUUCGCAAGAACUCUAUGGCUAACAUUGGCGAUAAUUCCAACCUCAGCUGCAUUUUUGCUGCUCGUUUUGUCAGCAGGCACGGCAACAUUGGGUCUCGCCACAUCCCUCAUAGGACUAAGCUCCGGUUUUGUGUUUUCAGCAGCCGUUUCUAUAACAUCAGAGCUUUUCGGCCCUAAUAGAGCCGGGGUCAACCACAACAUUCUCAUUACAAAUAUCCCUAUUGGAUCACUGCUCUAUAGUCUUCUUGCAGCCGUAAUAUACGAAGCCAACAUAGAAACCCCAGACAAGGUUGCUUUGAGCAGUGAAUCUAAAGUAUGCAUCGGCGAGGAUUGCUACCACAGAACUUUUAUGUGGUGGUGGCUGAUAUCUUUGCUAGGUCUACUUUCUAGUUCUUGGUUCUCCAUCAGAACUAAAGCUGCCUAUGACCGGUUUGAGCGACAAAAGCGCAGAUCUAAAGUUAUGCUGUUGAGAUCGAUACACUCCUAGUACACAGUAUGGUCUUAAGGACAACGAGGAUUAAAUGUUUAGACCUCU
Andrographis paniculata is the source of this 1820-nucleotide messenger RNA. Its product is annotated as protein NUCLEAR FUSION DEFECTIVE 4-like. The coding region runs from base 96 to 1772 and encodes 558 amino acids. Gene Ontology annotation, cellular component: membrane. Lineage: Eukaryota; Viridiplantae; Streptophyta; Magnoliopsida; Lamiales; Acanthaceae. The transcript is spliced from 3 exons. The record is from RefSeq and is a predicted model, not a curated record.